Sphaeramia orbicularis (orbiculate cardinalfish) is the source of this 2734-nucleotide messenger RNA. RefSeq names its product neuronal acetylcholine receptor subunit alpha-9-II. Gene Ontology annotation, biological process: monoatomic ion transmembrane transport. The transcript has 5 exons. Bases 1064 to 2617 code for a protein of 517 amino acids. NCBI's taxonomy places the organism in Eukaryota, Metazoa, Chordata, Actinopteri, Kurtiformes, Apogonidae. Gene Ontology annotation, molecular function: transmembrane signaling receptor activity; acetylcholine-gated monoatomic cation-selective channel activity. The record is from RefSeq and is a predicted model, not a curated record. Gene Ontology annotation, cellular component: postsynaptic membrane.
CAGGGGCAUCCUGUUUCUCUCUGUCUGCUGGUGCUAUGUGAUAGCUGGAGUUUUAUUCCGUGUCUCAGUCAGUAGACAUGCUGCCUCCCCUGCCAAGCAGUAAGAGCUGGCUUGACCGAGAGGAAGACCAAAUGAAAUGGUGCCUUGCUAUCUGCAAACUGAGUUCAACUGGGGUUGAACGGACGUCAUGUAGGCCUUUUACUCAAUGAAACCUCGGGCUGGUAGAUUGGUGGCUGCAGACACAAUAUAUUUCAUCUUGGAGGUGAUUUAAAAUACUCAAGAUGAUCCGCCUUAUCUGUCUGGCGCUGCUGCUUCCUGAGGGUAAGACGCACUUUCUUGUAAACAAAUACAAGUCUCUGCACUUUCAAUUGUUGAAAACAUUUAGCAACUUUAAAGUUGUGCAAACUCUCAUUUCCAUUUGUUUGAGGAAGACAAUUUUUAAAAAUUGUUUCCAUUAUUAUUAUUAAUUAUUAUUAUUAUUGGCAGUUGUUGUAUGAGUAAUAGAAGCAGUAUUUUCUUAUGUCAUUAUUGAAUUAGGUUCUUGUAACUUUAGCAAUAUUGUUCACCAUGAUAUUCAUGCCAUGAAAGCACUCUGAACUGAAAAACCUCAAAUGAAAUUCUAAGUUUGUACCUCUUACACAUCAUUUAACUAAACAACUAAUAUAAACUAAGAUUAUAUUUAUUACUAAUGCACUAAAACUGUUAUUUCCUUUCUCUUUAUUCUUUCAUUCAUUCAAAAGAUUUUUUUGAGCAGCCUUAAAAAUAAACCAGUUUUGAUGCAUUGUGUACAUAUUCAGUCAUCAUGUAGCUCUCUAACGUGUGGGGUAUUCCAACAGCUGUCAUUUUCCAAACCACAUUUUCAUGGGCUACAGAUAAACAAUUGCAAAAAUGUACAUAACUCCUUAUUAUUUUGAACCCUGGAAGUUUUCAGGUGGCGACAGUCCCACAUAAAAAAGCACAAUGUUCUGUUGCAGCAGUACAAUUGACAGAUGACCUGUUUUAUUUCCUUGCAGUGGUUCACUCAGCAGAGGGUCACUAUGCUCAGAAGCUCCUAAAUGAUCUGAUGGACAAUUAUUCCAGUGCCUUGCGACCAGUAGAUGACACAGACAGCGCCCUCAACGUCACCUUACAGAUCACACUGUCUCAGAUCAAAGACAUGGAUGAGAGAAACCAGGUGCUGAUUGCCUACCUGUGGAUUAGACAAACGUGGCAUGAUGCAUACCUGAAGUGGAACAAGGAGGACUAUGACGGACUAGAUGUCAUCCACAUCCCCAGCAGCCUGGUGUGGAGGCCUGACCUUGUCCUCUAUAACAAGGCUGAUGAUGACUUUUCAGGGCCAAUGGACACCAAUGUCAGACUGCGCUACAAUGGAGAGAUAACCUGGGAUGCUCCUGCUAUCACUAAGAGCUCUUGUGUGGUGGAUGUUUCCUACUUUCCCUUUGACAGCCAGGAAUGUAACCUCACCUUUGGUUCAUGGACCUACAAUGGCAAUCAGGUAGACAUAAUUAUGGGAAUGGACAGUGGUGACCUGUCAGACUUUGUGGAAAAUGUGGAGUGGGAGUGUCAUGGAAUGCCGGCCACUAAGAACGUCAUUAUGUACGGCUGCUGCCCUGACCCAUAUCCAGACAUCACAUACACUGUACUGCUGCAACGCCGCUCCUCCUUCUACAUCUUCAACCUCCUCCUGCCCUGUUUCCUCAUCUCCUUCUUGGCUCCUCUGGGAUUCUACCUGCCAGCAGACUCCGGGGAGAAGGUUUCCCUGGGGGUGACGGUUCUCCUGGCUCUCACAGUGUUCCAGCUAAUGGUGGCUGAGAGCAUGCCGCCUUCAGAGAGUGUGCCGCUGAUAGGUAAAUACUAUAUUGCCACUAUGACCAUGGUCACAGCAUCUACAGCUCUCACUAUUUUCAUCAUGAACAUCCACUUCUGUGGAGCUGAAGCCAAACCAGUACCUCACUGGGCAAAAGUCCUCAUCAUUGACUACAUGUCCAAGAUUUUCUUUGUUUAUGAGGUGGGUGAGAACUGUGCCUCUGCUUCUUCCACUUCUUCAUCUCACUCCCUCCAGGAUGAUGUUCGUCCCCAGCACAUCAGCCCCCACGUUCAUGCAAACGGUAAACCAGGGAACAACGGCGGCCGAGACGAGCGACAUGGUCACAGAUAUCCCAGGCCUCAGACCCCCAAACCACAACAGCAUCCCAGACUUAAAGCACAGCACCAUAUCACCAGGGAGGAGAGAAACUUUGCACCAGGAAAACAUGAAGGCUCUAAUGGCAAAAUUGUAACAGGUGACUGCUGUAAAGAAGACCAGAAGGUCCCCUGCUAUCCUGAUGAACAAAAGCUUCCCUGCUGCUCUGAAGAUAAAAAGCAUCCAGUUCAAGGCCCUACUGUAACCUUUGGCCCCUGUGUGUUUUGUACCCAUGGUAGUAGCAUUCCUGGUUCUGACACCAAGCUGGUGCGUAACGUUGAGUAUAUUGCAAACUGUUUCCGGGAGCAGAGGGCCACGUGUGCAAAGGGAGCAGAAUGGAAGAAGAUUGCCAAGGUGAUGGAUCGCUUCUUUAUGUGGAUCUUCUUUAUCAUGGUUUUCCUCAUGAGCAUUCUCAUCAUUGGAAAGGCGCCAUGACCAAACAGAGAUGCUGCAGAGAAAAAAAACAGAGUAUUUCACUGUCUGUUCUUACAAAUUUUAAUCAAAAAAAAUGGAGACUGUUUUCUUUUUUUUUAUAAGCAUGUUGUAUGCUAA